UAAUCAAAGAUGCCAGAAACAUGUGGAGACUCCGAGAGGCAAGAUUACUGGGGCUGAAUGUGAUGGAUCUAGUGAUGUCAAAUCAGGAGAGGCAAAACCACAGAGCAGCCAGUAUAUAACAGACCGCGGUGCGGAGAAGCAGGGAUGAUGUCAAACCCCCAGGGCACGACAAGGAGACCGCCAACUAGCCCCCUGGUGGAAAACACAGGGGAAUGGAGAGGAUCAGAAUGCGCUGACAUAGAAACGAUCUGGGCGUCAAGUUCUGCUGAAAGAAAAUAUAGCUGGAACAAUUCUUGGCGCAAGAGAUUCAGAGCAGCCAUGCCUGACGCGGACACUAGUGCACUGGAUGAGAAGCAGGUUCAGCGGCUCUCAGAGAUGUGUAUACUGAUCGAUGAGAAUGACAAGAGGAUUGGAGCCGACACCAAGAAAAACUGUCACCUGAAUGAGAACAUCAAUAAAGGAAUGCUGCACAGAGCCUUCAGUCUGUUCUUGUUUAAUACAGAAAAUAAACUCUUGUUACAGCAAAGAUCAGACGCUAAAAUCACCUUCCCAGGUUAUUACUCAGACACAUGCUGCGGCCACCCACUCAACAUCCCCAUGGAAACUGAGGAAGAAAAGGCUACAGGAGUGCGAAGAGCGGCUCAGAGAAGGUUAAAUGCUGAACUAGGAGUCCCACUGGAGCAGGUAAAACCCGAUGAAUUUCUCAAUCUAACCAGGAUUCACUACAAAGCUCGGUCAGACGCCAUCUGGGGAGAACAUGAAAUAGCUAAUGUCCUGUUAUUACAAAAAGAUGUAUCAGUCAAUCCUAAUCCCAAUGAGGUCAAAAACCACUUCUACAUUUCCAAAGAAGAGCUGACACAUUUAUUGGAAAGGGCCGAGCGGGGAGAAGUGAAGAUUACCCCUUGGUUUCAGCGCAUUGCAGAAAAUUUUCUAUUCAAAUGGUGGGACAACCUGGAGAAUAUAAAAUCCUUUGAGGAUCAUAAAAUCCACCGAUUGUAAAGGGAAGAAUAAACAGAAUUGAGUGUGAAUUGCAUUUCUGCAUUAAAAUUUAAAAGUUUUCAUCAGUAAAAUAUCCUUUUCCUGACAAACUUGUCCCUCACAAAAAGAAACGUGGUCUCAUACAUGAAAACGUUUUCUGGGGCAUAAACAAACACAAUUCACUGUUUCAAGGUUCAGAUGAUUUUACAUUUCAAUGAUUUUAACAUUAUGAAAACCUUGUAUUGUCUUUCACACAGCUGAAUUCUUUGCCCCACUUUUUAAAACAUGCAGAUCUAUUUCUAUGCAUAUUUUAGAUAGCAUGGGCCAAAAUUUGCAAGAUUGAACAUUGUUCACAGAAAUUCACUACAGCUGAUCGAUGAGUUUCAACCAAGCAGAUUCCUCAUUUUUGAUUAGGAGAAAUAAAGUUUUAUCAAUUAAUUGGUUUUCAGAGUACAUUCUUCUGACUUUUUAUUUAUAUUCCUGUGAGUAAUGCUCUCCUAAAUUAUUUGGAGAUUUAUCAAAACCUGUGCAGAGGAAAAGUUGACCAGUUGCCCUUAGCAACCAAUCAGAUCGCUUCUUUCAUUUUUAAAAAGGCCUAUAAAGAAUAAAAGAAAAUAUUUGUCUGGUUGCUAUGGUCAACUGGUCAAAUUUUCUUUGGCAGAGAUUCUGCUAAAUUUCCCCAAUGAGAUGAUGUGAUUAUUACUUACUUCUCUCACCUAUAUAAUGUUUUUUUUAAUCCCUGAUUAUGCAAAUAACACUGUUGUUAAAAGGGGUUGUUCAGGUUUUAGAAUAAUAAUAAAAAU
Hyla sarda is the source of this 1781-nucleotide messenger RNA. Its product is annotated as isopentenyl-diphosphate Delta-isomerase 1-like. The transcript has 6 exons. Gene Ontology annotation, biological process: isopentenyl diphosphate biosynthetic process; isoprenoid biosynthetic process. Gene Ontology annotation, molecular function: isopentenyl-diphosphate delta-isomerase activity. Gene Ontology annotation, cellular component: cytoplasm. Bases 145 to 999 code for a protein of 284 amino acids. The record is from RefSeq and is a predicted model, not a curated record. NCBI's taxonomy places the organism in Eukaryota, Metazoa, Chordata, Amphibia, Anura, Hylidae.